AAAAUACCUGCUUUUUAGCCGUAGUGAGGGUCAGUCAGAAGACAAGACCUUACCUGUGCUAGUAUUCUAUGCUAUGCGCCGGUCUGCAAGGGUGUAUGGGGCGCUGAUCCGCUGUCGAGCUUGUGAUGAUGUCGCGGUGCAGCGGAGGCGGGGCGAGAGUGCUCGUUCGUCUAGGACAACGCCGUUCUCUACCGCGAUCGGUCUAGGCCGUCUACUAUCACAGCGCAGGUGCUCACACGAGCUCUCGACCAGGCCGUGUUGCGAGAUUGGUGACACCCCAAAUGACGCUCGGCGAGCUUUAGCGUUCCCUACUUUCUCUCACAAAACUUUUGACAAGCAUGCAUGAUCUCACCAAGGCUCAGUCAAAGAUGAUCUUCUUCGCUGUACCCUUGAUGUCAUCUCUGAAAUGAGCACCGUAAGCAGAAUGCUCUUUCUUCUUGAUCGUGCCGCCAAAGGCCGUCAGCGCCUCGGGCACCUCUUGCUUGGCGUCUUUGAGCACACGUGUCAACUCGCCCGCGUGCGCCUUGUCGUGGUCGCCAACGAAGAAGGUGAUGCUCUGAUGUCUCUCAUCAGGUCUGUCUAUCGGCAUGCGAAGAAA
Molecule: messenger RNA, 598 nt
Organism: Mixia osmundae IAM 14324
Lineage: Eukaryota; Fungi; Basidiomycota; Mixiomycetes; Mixiales; Mixiaceae
Exons: 1
Coding region: 74-346 (90 amino acids)
Source: RefSeq, a predicted model, not a curated record